Molecule: messenger RNA, 1035 nt
Organism: Ilyonectria robusta
Lineage: Eukaryota; Fungi; Ascomycota; Sordariomycetes; Hypocreales; Nectriaceae
Exons: 4
Coding region: 1-1035 (344 amino acids)
Molecular function (GO): oxidoreductase activity, acting on the CH-OH group of donors, NAD or NADP as acceptor
Source: RefSeq, a predicted model, not a curated record
AUGUCUCCUAUUGAUGUGUUUGCAAUUCCGAAGGGCUCGACUGUUCUGGUAACCGGCACCAACGGCCAGGUUGGCUCUCACGUUGCCGACCAGUUCCUUCAAUUCGGCUAUAAAGUCCGUGGCGCAGUCCGCGAUACGAAGAAGAAUGCCUGGCUCAACACUGUCUUCAACGAAAAGUACGGAAAUGAUAAAUUCGAGCUAGUAUCCAUUCCGGACAUGGCAGUGCCUGAAGCAUUUGACGAAGCUAUAAAGGGGGUGUCAGCUAUCUCCCAUGUAGCCACUGUUAUGAUAUUCGAUCCCGACCCAAAUAAAGUCAUCCCUACUGUCAUUUCCGGUGCCAUUAAUGCACUCAAAGCUGCUUAUGCAGAGCCAAGUGUUAAGCGCUUUAUCUUUACCUCUUCUUCGACGACGGCAGCGAUGUCGCCCAAGCCAAAUGUGCCCGGAAUCGUUAUAACAGAAGAUACCUGGAAUGAAGAAGCCGUUAAGCUGGCUUGGGCAGAACCGCCUUACCUUCCGGAACGCUCUGCUAUUACUUAUGCUGCCAGCAAGACGCAAGCCGAGCAGGAGGUCUGGAAGUUUCAUGGGGAAAACAAACACAAACGCCCAGACCUAGUUGUCAAUAUAGUGCUUCCCAAUGCGAAUCUUGGCAAGAGUCUUGACCUUGUCAAUCAAGGGCAUGCUUCUACCUCCGGAUUUAUUGCUCUUGCGUGGCAUGGUCGAAACAUGGAGAUGCUUCACCAGCUUCUGCCUCACUGUGGGCUUCUCCAUGUUGCUGCAGCCAUCCACCCUGAUUUUCAAGACGAAUGUAUCUUUGCUAUAGCAGAAACUAUCAACUGGGAUAAGAUUCUGGGCAUCUUGCGCAGGCAAAAUCCGGAAAGAAAGUUCAUUGAUAACUUCCAGAGCGAACAGGAUCUCUGCGAGGUCAAGCCGAGAGCCAGAGCAGAGCAACUGCUUCGUGACUUGGGAAGGCCGGGAUGGACAUUGCUCGAGGACAGUCUUCUAAUGAACACGGAAGAUCUCCGUGCUGCGAACUGA